This is a messenger RNA of Dreissena polymorpha, 7761 nucleotides long. Its product is annotated as hepatic leukemia factor-like. Gene Ontology annotation, cellular component: nucleus. Gene Ontology annotation, biological process: regulation of transcription by RNA polymerase II. The transcript has 4 exons. NCBI's taxonomy places the organism in Eukaryota, Metazoa, Mollusca, Bivalvia, Myida, Dreissenidae. The record is from RefSeq and is a predicted model, not a curated record. Bases 638 to 1504 code for a protein of 288 amino acids. Gene Ontology annotation, molecular function: RNA polymerase II cis-regulatory region sequence-specific DNA binding; DNA-binding transcription factor activity, RNA polymerase II-specific.
CUUUAAAAUAAGAUCAUUAACUAAUUAUAAAAUGUAAUAUGCAAAUAUUCAUGCCUAUGCACUUAAUUAUUUUCUAUAAACAUGGUUACGUGUAACCUUAUACCAUGUCUUCAUAGUAGUUGUUGACAUUACUUUAAUUAGUUUAAACAAACAAGUUAUGCAAUAAAACAGGGUGUUUAUUGAAUUUACAAUUAAUAAAAGUUUGUGUUCUGUGUCAAAAUUGUCGAUCUUCUGUAUUCAAGGAAAGGGAAGUUGUUGUAAGUCCGCCCUAAGGCGCCUCUCUGUAGUGUCCAGUGUAUCACGUGACUGGUCAGUUGUGGACUGGUCCAACUGAAGCAAACAUGGGGAGUUCACAUUGACCGGACAGUACUUUAUCAAUUAAACAAGUCACUGCUAAAGUACAACUGGCAACGUAUUAAGUAAACGUUUUAAAAGUACAUUAAUUAAAGUUCGUAAAUAAAAUCCGUCGAGUAAAACUACGAAUCCAUUGCUAUCGUCAUAGUACAUUCCCCACAUCAACAUGGUGUUGCCCUAUUGCGCAUUCAGUACACAGGUUGUGUCAAUUGGCCGAAAUGACGUAAUGGCUAUCUUGUUAAUCAGUGUGUAACAUGCUUUAAUUGUUCUUCAAUUUUCCAAAAUGAGUGAUGGAACUUUCUGUGAUUUUCCCGGUCAGCUUGAUAGUGCCAUGCUGCAACAGAUGGCCGGAUAUAGCGGCAGAGGUCUAGCGGACAACCUAGGGGAUGGCCACCACAGUGCCAGCAGCAAAGCCCUUGCAGGCUUUUACAUGGAGCAGUUUGCCCAGAGUCUACCCUCGCAUAUCAUGGACUCCCUGGCCAUGUCGGCCAUGUCAGUGAGUAACCAUGGCAACCAAGAGAUGCUGCUGGCGGGAAUGAUGUCCCAGGCUUCGGCAGCGGCUUCGUAUGAAAAUGCAGUAAACUUCGCGAUGAAAUCCGAAAAAGGUUUACCACCCACACCCCCUGAAGAGCAGAAAGAAGCUCACAACACCCACCAUGGUUACCAUAGCAACUCCCACCCGGCGUCCAUGGUUGGCAUGCCGUCUUCCUUCAACCACAACCUCCUCGCAAAGCCAGUGCCAAUGAGACGCAUUUCAGACAAACGUGUCAGCCAUGGUAGGAGCAGCCUCUCUGAGACACCUGCACAGCCACCGACUAUAGAAAUACCUGCCUUGCCAGAAAGCAGCAACCCAACAUUUGCCCGUGCCUUGGCUGCCAUGUCCCACUCUCAGAAGAGACCUCGUAGUGAAAAGAAGGCGAUCCCAGACGAACAGAAGGACGACAAAUAUUUUGAGAGACGAAAACGCAACAACAAUGCAGCAAAAAAAUCCAGGGAUUCCCGCAAAGCACGCGAAGAUGAGAUAGCAAUUCGAGCAAGUUUUCUCGAAAAAGAAAAUGCAAUUUUGCGCGCUCAAGUCGGCACUUUACGUGAAGAGGCGAAUUCUCUGAGACAGCUUUUGUUGCAAAAACGUUCGACCGCAAGACAUUGAGUUUUGAUUUGUUGUAGUAUAUAUUGAUUGUAAACAUUAUUUGCUUUUGUUAAAACCAUACCUUGUUAUAAGAUUUUUUAAAGAAAAGAUUUCUGGUAGCAUUUUUGCUGCUGUGAUAACUGCUCUUCGCAGUUCUUUGUUGAGUUUGUGCUAUGUUUGUUGACCGAUUGUUUUAAUCCCAGUUUUUAAUGUCUUCUCAAGUUACACUCAGGGUCUUGUAUGUACAAUUUUCUUAAAUGUUGCCUAUAUUUUAUAUUUUAUGGGUUUAUACAGUUUUUAAAGCCAUUAUUAUGCCUUAUAGCCGUAUUGAUAAGGCAUCAUGUUACUAUGCUAGAACUAUUGCUGUUAGUUAUGGGUUUUACUUUUAAAACAAGUAUUUUAACAGAUACUGUGUAUAAUACAUUUAUCUACUGUAUGCCUGUAUUUUCAAAGCAAAUUAAAUAACAACAGUCAAAUAUUUAAAUGUAUUCUGGGAUAUAUAAUAUAUUGUCUGAGUUACUUAUAAACAAGAGGUUGUUGUUAUUGUUUGCACUUGUGCUUUUUAACUGCUAGUGCUGUUGAGAUGUUUAUGUUACUGGUUAUAUUCUUUUACAGGUGAUAAUGUUUAAAAAAAUAGUUUUACUAUAAUGUCAGGGCUUUUAAUUGAAGCAGAUUCCUGCUUUUUGAUGCAAGCAUUUUUAUGCUCUCCCCAAAAAAAAAUUGGGGGGGGGGAGCAUAUAGUCGCCGAUUUGUCUGUCCAUCCGUGUGUCUGUGUGUCUGUCAGUGCACCAUUUUUGUCCGGGCUAUUUCUCAGCAACUGAUGACCGGAAUUGAAUGAAACUUUAUGGAUAGCUUCAUUACCUAGAGGAGAUUUGCAUAUUAUCAGCGGGUUCUGUUUGGAUGAUUUUUCACAGAGUAAUGGUCCUUUGAAAUUUUCCAUUAACUGAACAUAUAGUGCAUUUCUUGUCCGGGCAAUUUCUCAGCAACUGUAGUACCUGUGCUAGAAAUAAAGGGCUAAAGUGACUGUAGUUGUUUGCCCUUCUGUUACAUUCAAAAUAUGUCCAACAUUUUGGAAUCUUCUUUUUGGAAUUUUUAGACAUUUAUUUUGGAAAAAUUAAUAGUUUUAAGAUAGUGAAAUGGGGCCGCUUGUUUGUGUUGCUAUUCAUGCUUGAUAACACUGAAUGGGAGACCUUGGUCAGUUACCUCCCCAGCAUUCUUACUUGAAACAUGUUUGUUUAUUAGGUUUUAAUCAUUGAUCCGUAUGUGCUACAAAAUAGGAAGAAACUUUAUGGGAAGCUCUACUACCAAGAGGAGAUGUGCAUAUUAUCAGCAGGUUCUGGUCGGAUGAUUUUUCACAGAGUUAUGGCCCUUUGAAAUUUUCUAUUAAAAAUUCUUGUCUCCCCAACUACUGUGCCCUCAAGACGUUUCCUUUUAUCUGAAUUUAUAGUGCAAUAUUGUGACAAAAAAAACCUUUGGGGAGCAUCACCCGUCUCCGACGGUUUCUUGUUAAAUUUUGUCACUUUUGACUCCCCCAAAUUAUCUUCUAUGCAUCAUUUUAAUGCAAAUGUUGCCAUGAAAUUAAUAUAAAACGUACGUUUUAUUAUACAAAAAGUUGGUUUUUUGUUAAGCAAGAUAUACUAAAAGUUAUACAAAGCAAUAUUUGUAGAGCAAUCAACUAAUAUCUAGAUUUCAGUAUUUUGACCCCUGAAAAGUUCAUGUGACCCGUGAAAAUAUCAAGCACAAUUGGCUAUUGGUUUUCAAAAACUAUUAUCCCUGAAUGUGGAUAGACAGGGCCAUAAAAUUUGAAAUUCUGAUACUUUAAAAUAAUUUGUUUUCACUUUUUGAUUUUCAUAUGUUUUUUAAUGCCAGCAAAUUGUUGGAAGUUAACAGUUCGAUCUCAGAUUUUUUUUAUAGAUGUAUGUGUUCUCAGUUCAUUGAUCAUUUUUUGUUUUCAUUUGGAAAAAAGAAACACACCUUAAGACUACAGCCCCUGAAAUAAAUUAUUGGUACAGGUCCGUAAAGCACAGUGCUUGGUCAUAACACCGGGAAUUAUGUAAUCCUAAAAUGAGGUACAUGCGAAUACAACAUCAUGUAUCGCACAUUAUUUAAGCAACAUUUUAUAAAUCCCUUUCUUCCUCUUUUUUCCACAUAAUCAAGAAAAAAACCUGAACCACAUUGUUCAUGUCAUUUAUUUGUUGUUGAUAUUACAAGCAACAAAUGUUACUUUAUUUUAUUUGAGUUGCAUUUCCCCGUAGUUCAAUCAGCAGUUGGUAGUUUUAGAUAUUUUCGUUGCUUUUCAAUAUGAGUGUCCUUGAAUAUAAAUAUAAAUCAUCUUUUUGUUACGGGUAUUAUUGUAUUAAUGUAUUCAAAUUAUAGUCAUUUAGUACAAUCGGCUCAAAAAAACUUCAGGGAUAUUUGAUGUAUUUCAUGUUAUCAUAUUACUCAUUUUUACAACAAACCACCCAGUGAUGUUUUGCAAUAUGUUUAUGAGCUUGGCUAUGGGAAUACAUGGCUUAAUGCAUAUGCAUAAAAUGUCAUCCCAGGUUAGCCCGUGCGCCUGGCAAUCAGGGAUGACACUCUCCACCAAAACUGAUUUUUUGCUAUGAAGAGUCAGGCCCUAGGCAAAAAAUGCAGUUAGAGCACACUGCUUUGUUUAAUUUGCGACAAAAUUUUAGCACAUGCAUUAAGCCCUGAUAUCCCAGAGUAAGGCACACAUUUGUUCUAGAUGACCGGUAGUGUAUUUCAUUUUGUUCUAGAUAACCGGUAGUGUAUUUCAAUGUUCUAGAUGACCGGUAGUGUAUUUCAUUUUGUUCAAGAAAGGUAGUGUAUUUCAUUUUGUUCUAGAUGACCUGUAGUGUAUUUCAUUUGUUGAGUUUCUUAAUGACUAGCAUUUUUUGUCGACGGGAUGUUAUUUGUUGUAGGCUGCUGUUGUGAAGUCAUGUUAUUUGUAUUUUGUCAGAUGAAGUAUUAUAUUGAUUACUUAUUUGUAGAUUUUAAUCAUUCUGCAUGUUUCUUUUUGCAAAUUUUGAUUCUCAUUCUGGACUAAAGCUUUAAAUAUUUGCAACUGUUUAUAUCAUUUCAGGUAAUAACAUUUUGGCCUUAGAUUUUGUGCAUACAUGUAGCAAUAGCUUUAUUUGGGUAUAUAACCAUUGUCUGUAACUCUGUUUUUAUUAUCAUACCAGAUAACCAUAUUAUUAUAUAUGUACAUCUGUAUUUUGAUAAUAUUUAAAUACUCCAAUUUCAUAUGCAUGUGUGAUAUAAAGCAUUAUGUUAGUAUUUGUAAACAUGUUAUAUGCACUCAUUGUAAACUAGCACAAUUUCUACAAAUUAAGUUUAUUUAUUGUGAUAACCACCAUUUUGUAACUGUCCUGUGACCUGUUCAUUUGCGUAAGCAAAGGAGACCGCACUACCACACCUGGAUAGGACAGUUGAGUUCGAUAAUGGCUUGGAUCGGUUGUGAACACUCUAGAAGUCACAUGUUUUGCCUUAUCAUCAUGAAAUUUUGUCAAAACAUUAGUUAUGUGGAUGUCUUGUACGAGUUUGAAAAUGGUCCUGAUCAGUGAAAAAACAUGGCAGCCAGGGAGUGGGGCAGUUUUCUUUAUAUGUAUAUACAUGUAGUGACAACAUGUGAACAGUUUAGAAGACACAUUUUUUUCCCAAUCUUCAUGAAAUUUGGACAUACCUUGGAAGAGUUAAAAAAUGGUUCAGGUCUGUUAAAAAAACAUGGCCGCAAAAGGGCCAUUUGUUGUUCAUUCUUCAUGAUACUUGGUUAGAACAUUUGUUCCAUUGAUAUCUUGGACUGCAAAGAACAGGUCAUUUCUUUUUAUCUAAGGUGAGCGACUUUGGGCCUUUCAGGCCCUCUUGUUUAACCAAACUCUGGAAGCAGAUUUUUUUUAAAUCGUGACUAUUCUGAUAUUACUUGUUGAUGUAUAAAACAAAGUUUCAGUGAAAAAGUUAUUGACAUUGUAUCCAUUGUGUUGUUGAGUAUGUAUAUACUAGAUGACCAGUGUCAUGCAAAAAAUAGUCUUAUGCUGUAAGCUGCAAGCUUAACUCAAGACUAGCCCACGCAAUCUGGUAAUGAGUUACGCUGUCCGCUGAAUUGUCACGUAUUGACAGGGUAGCUCCUUACGAGACUGUGUGAUUGCACAGGCUAACCUGGAGUGCACUGGACACAUAUGGCAUAAGACCCAUAUUUGCAAGUCUUCGGUCAUAUCGGGCUGUGUUGAUUGAAAUCCCACUUAAAAUGUGUGCUGUGUAUGAUGUUUGUUUUACAUAAUGCAUGUUUUAUGUCAAAUGUGUAACUCUUUUAUCGAAAUGAUAAUUGUAUAUGUAUUUUGAAUUAGGUUGCUUGUGAUAUGAAAUUUCUUUUGUAAGGAACCAAAAGAAGCACAAUUGAAGUUUAAUUGUUAUGAAAAAUUUCUUUAAUGCGUUCUACAUUUUUGCUCAAAAAUAAUAAAACCAGUAACAUUUUGUGAACAGUAUCUUAGUUAUGCAGUUGUUAUUGACCUUUGAUAUGUCAUUAUUGUAUUGCUUGUUAAACUUAAGUGAAGUGGUUUUCAAAAUUUGAUAGAAAAGGGUAUAUAGUAGUGUAUUGGACGCCUAUCUGUAGACCAAAAAUUGGUUGGACACGUUUUCUUUAAUUUUUCAACCUACAACGUUUAGGCAUUGCUCUUGAUAUGAAUUAUGUUAGAAAUACUGAAGUUAUGCCCCUUUUUAACUUAAACAAUCAAAAACAACAUGUUCUUUGUUUAGUUGAAUAUUUAAAUUAAAUUAUCUCCAAAACUAGAGAUAUCAAAUUGAAGCUUGUAAGUUGUAUACCGGUAUUUCACUAAGGGAUGUGAAGUUUACAAGAGCCAUAACUAUUGCUUCCAUAUUCUGAGGGUUAUUGCCUUAAUUAGUUUUAUUAUUUGAACUUUGUUUGAAGCAUAUCUUUAAAGCUAUAAGAGCUAGGUUAAUUAAACUUUGAAAUUACUAUUUAGGUUAGUCUCAAUGAGGUGAAGUGCAGUGCGUAAAAAACAUAUUUCCUGCUUUCAUAAUUGUAUUGCAAUAGACAAUAUGCUUGCUCAAAUUUUCUCAGGGACAUAUUUUGACAAGUAUAUAAGGUGUCAAGAUGAGACUUAGUAGGCAUAUAGCUUGCAUUAUUGCGUAACUAGUUAUUUUUCCUAAACUUUUAAUGCCCUCAGACAAAGUCGCAACGUGGGGAGGGAUUUCAGGCGCAGCAGUUACAGAGCUAUUUAAUAAAGGAACAGUUGAAUACUUUUUGCAUUCUCAAACAACAAACAAUAAAAUCCUCUAUUUUCUUAGUAUUAAUAUUGGUUUAUAGCUUCCAAUGCCAUGAAAGAGUUUUAAAUUGAAUAAGGGAAGAAAAUUGUGUAUACCUAAUGUUGAAGAUUUUAUAAUUCACUUUCAUGCAUAUUUUUAUUUUUAAAAACAUUUGAUUAUUGUUCACAUUUAUGUUUUCCUGUGGUAACUUUAACCAUUUUUUUAACGCAAAUACCCAUUUUUCGUCAGGUGUUUCGUUGAUUAUUGUGCCAGUAUUAUAUCAUAACCGGUGAGGUUUACACACACUUUAAAGCUUGUGUCUAUUUGAUUGCUGUGUAAAUGUAUUUUUGAAAGUGUGCUUGUGACAGGUAAAAUUUAAAUUGUUGAGAAUAUGAAAGUUCAGGGUGAAAUUGUUGAGAAAAUGAAAGUUGAGGGUGAAAUUAUUAAAAAUAUGACAGUUGAGGGUGAAAUUGUUAUAUUGCAUCCGAGUUGAUGUUCACAUAUGAUGGAGCUUAUUAACUAUGAAAAGUAUUUACAAUUCUUGUCAAUUCCGAGUGUUGUUACCAUAAUAUUUAUGCUGAAUUGAAAACUAACUUUUUUUCAAGUUACUGACAAAUUGCUCAGUUAGGUCAGAAAUGUUCACUAUUAACGUACCUUUAUUGUUAAAUCAUCUAAUUUGCGAAUCUGACUGGAUAAUACUAGUUGAUUAGUUGGGCAGAUUUGCACCACUCAUAGAAAUUUCAGUUAAUUGUAUCCAAACAUAAUAAUAAUAUGCUGGAAAUUUAAGGCAAAUCCUUUUUUGUUUGGUUCUUUAUUAAUAUAAAUGUGUGUACUGUUAAGUAUAUUUAUUGCAUAGGUUUUCUGUUCCAGCGUUCUGUAAUGAUGUUAGGGAAAGUGACACUAAGUACACUAGCAGGUAUUUCGAAGCACAAUUGUUUCUAAAACCGAAGUAUUAAGCCACCAUUUAAGAUUGAUUAAAUAGAUAUUCCGAAACAGAGAUUUUUUGGUGUAUGACA